Messenger RNA from Camellia sinensis, 627 nucleotides. RefSeq lists its product as uncharacterized. NCBI's taxonomy places the organism in Eukaryota, Viridiplantae, Streptophyta, Magnoliopsida, Ericales, Theaceae. The record is from RefSeq and is a predicted model, not a curated record.
AUGCCUCACAUCGAUAGAUUUGAUAAGAGUGGAGACCCGAUUGUUCAUGUUCACUUGUUUUCGGAUGUUCUGAGGCCAAUGAGCCUGACUCGGGCUCAAAAACUGUCAUUGUUCGGAAGAACUUUAUUGGACGUAGCAGUUAUCUGGUAUGCUAAACUGGAGGAUUCUACGAAACAGAAUUGGAAAGAACUGUCUGAGGGGUUUGUUAACCAAUACUCAUACAAUACUCAGAUAAAAGUAACCAUCAGUGAGCUAGAAGCGACUACCCAGAACCCUAAGGAACCCUUUAUUGACUUUGUUGCAAGAUGGAGGGCAAAAGCAGCCAGAAUGACGAAUAGGGCAUCAGAAAAGGAACAAGUUCGGUUAGUAAUUCAAAAUCUCGAACCAGAUAUGUUACAAAGAAUGAUAGUGGUGCCAUUAUCUAUAUUUGCUUCUCUAUACGAACUGGGGGUCCAAAUUGAAAGUGCAUUUAAGAAAAGCAUCAUUCAGAGAACAAGUGAAUCGGCAAAAAGGCCAUUUUCCAAGAAUACCAAUGCUAGCAAUAGCACUGUUCCUCGGCCUGCCAAGAUUAGCACUGUCGUCACAGCGGCCAAAAUGGCCGAUCCCUUCGCCGCUACAAUCUCAUAA